Molecule: messenger RNA, 765 nt
Organism: Lactuca virosa
Lineage: Eukaryota; Viridiplantae; Streptophyta; Magnoliopsida; Asterales; Asteraceae
Source: the annotation of a GenBank genome assembly
AUGUGCCUGCGAUCAAUAGUGAAGUUUUCAGAACAUGUGCUCAGAACGAACAAGUUUGUUGACGCAGAGUCGCCUGGUGAGCCACCGACGACGACGAACUCGUUUAAGCAUAGGAUCGUUAGGAUCACGCUAACGGACACAUGCGCCACUGAUUCAUCCGGUGAUGAUGAAGACGGACGAGUCGUCAAGAGAGUGAAGAAGCAUGUUUCAGAAAUCAACUUUAACCCGCCUUCUUCAAGUUUCUCUAAGCACGAUCAACGCAAAAAGAGACGCGUGAGGAGCACGGGAUCAGGGGAGAAGAAGUUCAGAGGUGUCCGACGACGGCCGUGGGGACGGUGGGCGGCGGAGAUCCGUGAUCCAUCACGGCGGAAACGUGUUUGGCUCGGAACGUUCGACACGCCAGAAGAAGCUGCGACGGUGUACGACCAAGCCGCAGUUAAACUGAAAGGCCCUGACGCCGUUACAAACUUCGGUAAGGUGUCCUUUCCGGAAUCCGUGAUCGUUGAUGGACCCAGCCCUACGGUGACAAUCACCGGCAGUAGUGGUAGCGACGGAUCGGCACCUGAUGCGGUUUUCUCUCCGACCUCCGUACUCCCGUCUAACGUCGAGUUAACGGCGAAUGAGGGUUUUGGCUACGGUGACGUGGACGCUUUCGGAUUUGAUAUUGACAUGCCGUUUGAUUUGCCGGAUUUUGUGGUAUCGGGGAGCUACCGUGGCGAGGAGUUUGGCGAGUUUGACAUCGAUGAUUUCCUCGUUGACGUUUAA